AUGUUUUGGGACGUUCGUAUUAGCCGUAUUAGCGCCGUCAUGGUCCCCGUUCGGGAUCCUUCGACUUGUGUCCUGAAAGCUCAGGCCGCCAUAUGCAAGGCUCAAGGCUCACAAGUCAAGACGCAGCGGGCACGGAACUGGCAUCUUGACUUGGAUCUGCACUGCGAUGCAAGUCAAUGGCACGUCAAGCCAACAAUGACAUUCUCACGGCAGCCCUCCAUGUCAGCGUCAUCAAACAGCGGUGAGCUGGGUGCAUGCAUGAAUCCAGGCCGUCGCAGCGUACAAAUGGAGUCGCUCCAGGGGAUCCAUGCAAGGCCAACUCUAGGCUCGACUCAAUGA
Aspergillus puulaauensis is the source of this 339-nucleotide messenger RNA. RefSeq lists its product as uncharacterized. The transcript has a single exon. The record is from RefSeq and is a predicted model, not a curated record. Bases 1 to 339 code for a protein of 112 amino acids. NCBI's taxonomy places the organism in Eukaryota, Fungi, Ascomycota, Eurotiomycetes, Eurotiales, Aspergillaceae.